AUGGCGCUUCCGACCAAAUACCAAAAUGGCAGCAUUGACUCCUCUGCCAAGGGGGUGUACAGAGCGUCGCCCGUCAAGCUCAUGAUCUACGGAAAUGGAACCAGCAACCAGCUUUCGGAUGUCAUUGCCGAACUCGGUGCUACUAAAGCCUUCAUCAUCACCGGGCGAUCGUUGUACGAGAAGACGCCUGUGAUCAAGAACAUUGAGAAAGCACUUGGUUCUGCACAUGGUGGUACAUUCAGCAAGAUUGGACAGCAUGCGCCAAUCGGGGAUAUCAAAGAAGCCACAGCCUUGAUGGCGAAGUCAGGAUGCGAUGUUCUCAUCUCAAUAGGUGGCGGAUCGCCUAUCGAUUCGGCUAAAGCGAUCGCGUACAAUAUCCAUGAGGAGACCGGAAAGUGGAUACCAAGUAUCGCCGUACCAACAACGCUCAGUGUAGCAGAGACGACACAGAAUGCUGGCUUCACCACCGAGGAAAAGCACAAGAUCGCUGUGAGCGAUCCUGAACUUGUACCCAAGGCUGUUGUAUACGAUGGCGAACUUGCCAUAUACACACCUUUGAACCUAUGGACAAGCACAGGAAUUCGAUCAUUGGACCACGCAGUUGAGCUGAUGUACCACCCUCUCGCUGCUGAGAUUCCCACGAAACGCAUGUCUCUGGAGGCUAUCAAAGAUCUGUUCACGUACUUGCCGCAGUCGAAAGCCGACCCCGACAACGCGGAAGUGCGAACAAAGCUCUUCGUUGCGUGUUAUUCCUCACUUUUCCCUUUUCUAUACACCGGUGGAGUCGGUCUCAGCCACAGCAUAGGUCAUGCGAUAGGUGCUACCUAUAGCAUUCCGCAUGGUAUUACCAGCUGUCUCAGUCUAGCGCCGACAGUACACUUCAAGGCUAGCAACCCAGAGGAGGCAAAGCAGAUCGCGAGGAUCAUUCCUUACAUUGGGAAGCAAAGUACAGGCAGCGAUGAGAAGGACUCGCAUCUCGUUGCCGACGCUAUCGCCAGACUUGUUGAAGAGCUAGGGCACAAGACCACUUUGACAGCUUACAAUGUGCCGACCGGCGAUGCAGAAGAGGAAGCCAUCGCGUCACGUGCGCUACACAGUAAAGACCACAAGGAUUUUGCGAAUUUGAAGCGAAUCGUCCACGACUUGUACUAA
Molecule: messenger RNA, 1152 nt
Organism: Alternaria burnsii
Lineage: Eukaryota; Fungi; Ascomycota; Dothideomycetes; Pleosporales; Pleosporaceae
Product: alcohol dehydrogenase
Exons: 5
Coding region: 1-1152 (383 amino acids)
Cellular component (GO): mitochondrion
Molecular function (GO): metal ion binding; alcohol dehydrogenase (NAD+) activity
Source: RefSeq, a predicted model, not a curated record